AUGACUUCGAACCAAUUGUACCAGGACGCGCCGGGUCUGGAGCCGCAACGAGACGUGAAGGCCGUAGCGCGCGAGCACUGUCAUACGGAUCAGGACGAUGUGGCGCGCGAGCUCGAGGCAGGCCGUGUCGAAGCAGCAGCGGAUGACGAGUUUGCCAUGGAGGAUGCCGAGACGUACGGGGAGCGUCUGACGCGCGUGCUCACGGGCGAAGCCGACGCAACACAGCCCUCUUCAGCGCGGAAAGACGGUGGAUCGAACCGUGCACCUCGAUCCAAGCUCGCGCUGAUGCGUCGUAGGAAGGCCGACGCGAAGCGCAACAAGGCGAGCAAGGCGGCUUGGAGGACGGGCGUGCGCGAGCGAGCCGAAGAGCUGGCGCGCACCGCCGACUCGGAAAAAGCAACGCAGGCCCGACCCACCCAGAGUGCGGCGAGUGGCACAUCGAGCACGCAAGCGAGCGAUGUGCCGCACCGCAUCAAGAUGGUGGGUGACGAUGGCAAGCCCAUGCGUCGACACGGCAUCCGCGAGCGCGUGCUCCACUUUACCCCCUCGUGGUUUUCGGUGACCAUGGGCACGGGCGUCAUCGCCACGCUGCUCAAUCUGCUACCCUGGCCUUCGAUCCACUCGGGGCUGCGAUACCCGGCUGCGGUGUUUCUGCUGGCGGACAUUGUGAUCUUCAUCGUCUUCCUGUGCGCGUUCCUGGCGCGGUACGUGAUGUACCCCGAGGUGCUGCCGCUGACCAUCAAGCAUCCGCAAAAGUCGAUGUUCCUAGGCACGCUGCCCAUGGGCCUGAUUACGAUCGUCAGCGGGAUUGCCCAGCUGGGCACGGUCGAGUUCGGCUUGGGCGUCGGCUUUGCACUGGCAGCGAGUGGGGUGUGGUGGGCAUGUGUGGUGCUGAGUCUGCUAACGAGCAUAGGCGUGCCGUUUAGCAUGAUGACGUACCAGAAGCACUACUUUGAAGGCAUCACCGCCGCCUUGUUGCUGCCCAUUGUUCCGCCCAUCACCGCCGCUGCAACGGGCAGCGUGCUCGCCGAGAUCUUUAUCGAGCGCUACCCGACGUAUGCCUUUACGAUCAUGGUGGUCAGCUAUCUGGUGCUCGGGAUCGGGUUGCCGCUGGCACUGCUGAUCCAGGUGCUGUACUUUCAGCGUCUGCUGCUGUUCAACAGUCCACCGAGGGACGUGAUCAUCUCGGUGUUCCUCCCGCUCGGACCGUGCGGCCAGGGCGGCUACGCCUGUCUGCACCUCGGCCGUGUGGCGCUGCAGCUCUUUCCCCUCAUUUCGACACCGGCAUCGUCCUCGGGUGUGCCGCAGCUCUUCUCGGUCGGCCAGGCUCUGUACGGCGCUGGGCUCAUUUCGGCCAUGAUGCUCUUUGGGCUGGGCAUGUGGUGGCUCGUGAUCGGCGUGUGCACAAUCAUACGCGAGCUGAGCCACGGCAAGCUCGGCUUCAACAUGGGCUGGUGGGGUCUCACCUUCCCCUCGGCCAGUCUCGCCAUCUGCACCGCGAGCCUGGCGGUGGAGCUCGACAGUCUGGCACUCAAGAUCACCUAUACCGCGCUGGUGAUCGCCAACAUCGCGCUGUGGACUGGAAGCUACGAGGUGCUGCGUCUUGUAUGUUACCGUCUUGUCUUUGCAAUCGGUGUCAUCGUCUCGCAGUGGAGCAUGGUGUCGUCGUCAGAGACGCGCCGGCCUAACAGUGAAAAAACGCGUGCCGAGAGCGAGACGCGUGUGGGACACUCCCGAACGCCGCGCAGCACCGCAGCAAACAUCGCUUCAGAUACCCCCCCGCUGCCGAAAGAGGGUCUCGUCGCCAUGGCUGCAUCCGCGCCCAUCCUGCCGACGAUCUCGAUCAACGUCGACUACGACGAGGAGCGCCAGAAGAUCACCGACUUCCUGUGCUUCUUCAAGGCGCCCGCCUCGCGGCUCACCACUCUGGUCUCGCACGGCGCAGGUGCGCCCAUCAGCCUCGAGGAUGCCGACGACGACCAAGACGAGCUGGAGCGCGAGCUGAGCGGUGCCAUCGACCGCAUGGAUGUGGACCGUUCGGCGGCGCAGCGCCGCAGCCGCGCACGCGCCGAGGCCGAGGCGUCGAGCUCGCGCCAGGUGCCGUUCUACAUGCACCAGCUGCAGAACAUCGCCAACCGCGAGCAGGACUCGCUCGUCGUCGAGCUCGACGAUGUCGCCGCGCACGUCAACACAACAACGGGCGAGUCGGGCGCACAGCUCGUCGGAGCCAUCCGCAGCAAUGCCAAGCGCUAUGCGGAUCUGUUCGCCGAGUGCGUGGACCGCCUGGUACCCGAGCCAAGCAAGGACAUCUCGCACAAGGACGACGUGCUCGACGUCAUCCGCCACCAGCGCAUGGAGCGCAACGCCCGCACCGUCGAGAGCGCCCAAGACCCCAACGACACCGGCGUCGCACCCGAAGACGCCAGCGAUAACGUCUUCCCGCCCGUGCUGCUGCGCCGGUACACGCUCUACCUCAAGCCGUCCACGCGCCGGGUGGCGGGAGAGCAGCCCGAGGAGCCGCUGGCCGUGCGUGCGGUGCGCGGCUCGCAUCUGGGCAAGCUCAUCACGGUGCGUGGUAUCGUGACGCGCGUGUCGGAGGUGAAGCCGUUUCUGCUGGUGGAUGCGUAUGCGUGCGACGUGUGCGGCGCCGAGGUGUUCCAGGAGGUCACCUCGCGCCAGUACAUGCCGCUGACGCAGUGCAACUCGCGCAAGUGCCUCACCAACAACACGCGUGGCCCACUGUAUCCGCAGGUGCGCGCGAGCAAGUUCGUGCCGUUCCAGGAGGUCAAGAUCCAAGAAAUGGCCGACCAGGUUCCCGUCGGCCACAUCCCGCGCACCAUGACCAUCCACGUCUAUGGCCCGCUCACGCGCGCCAUGAACCCGGGCGACGUCGUUCACGUCGGCGGCAUCUUUCUGCCCAUGCCCUACUCGGGCUUCAAGGCGAUCCGUGCCGGUCUGCUCACCGACACGUAUCUGGAUGCACAGAGCAUCCACCAGCUCAAGAAACAGUAUACCGCCAUGCAGCGCACGCCCGAAAUCGCCGCACAGAUCGCAGAGCUCAAGGACGACCCGGCGCUGUACCAGAAGCUGGCGUCGAGCAUUGCGCCCGAGAUCUACGGCCACGAAGACGUCAAGAAGUGCCUGCUGCUCCUGCUCGUCGGCGGAGUCAGCAAGACCGUUGGGGAUGGCAUGAAGAUCCGCGGCGACAUCAACGUGUGUCUGAUGGGCGAUCCCGGUGUGGCCAAAUCGCAGCUGCUCAAGUACAUCUCCAAAGUGGCGCCGCGCGGCGUGUACACGACGGGACGCGGUAGUUCCGGCGUGGGUUUGACCGCGGCGGUGAUGCGCGAUCCCGUGACGGACGAGAUGGUGCUCGAGGGUGGAGCGUUGGUGUUGGCGGACAACGGCAUUGCGUGCAUCGACGAGUUCGACAAGAUGGAGGAGAGCGACCGCACCGCGAUUCACGAGGUGAUGGAGCAGCAGACGAUUUCCAUCUCCAAGGCGGGCAUCACCACCACGCUCAAUGCGCGCACCUCGAUUCUGGCGGCGGCGAAUCCGCUGUACGGACGGUACAAUCCGCGUGUGAGUCCGGUGGAUAACAUCAAUCUGCCUGCUGCGUUGCUGUCGCGAUUCGACAUUCUGUAUCUCAUCCUGGAUACGCCUUCGAGGGACGAUGACGAGAGGCUUGCGCAGCAUGUGACGUAUGUGCAUAUGCACAGUGCGCAUCCGGAGCUCGAGUACGAUGUGAUCAGCCCCACGCUCAUGCGCCACUACAUUGCGCUCGCGCGACAGAAGCGUCCUGUCCUCAGCAAGGCCGUGUCGGACUACGUCGUGGGCGCCUACGUCCAGAUGCGCAACCAGUACAAGGAAGACGAACUCUCCACCGACUCCACUGGCCCCUCAUCUAGCGGCACCGGCUAUGUCAGCGCACGAACGCUACUGGGUAUCAUUCGUCUUUCCCAGGCUCUGGCGCGUCUGCGAUUCGACGAUCAAGUCUCCCUCCCCGACGUAGACGAGGCUCUGCGUCUGCUCGAAGUCUCCAAGAGCUCCGUACUCAACCACCCCUCGUUGGCGACACGAGAUGUGGCACAGGACCAUACCUACAUCUCCAAGAUCUACCGCAUCAUCCGCGAGUUCUACAAUACCCACACAGCCGCGCUCGCCGACGACGACGCCAUGGACAUCGACCAUGCCAUCCCCAUCCCCCAGCUCAGAGCACGCAUCCUCGCUUCCGGCUUCGUAGAGGACCAGUUCCAAGAGUGCCUCCAAGAGUACCAGGACUUGGGCGUUCUUCAGGUCUCGGCAAACCGCCUCCUCUUCCUCUAG
Messenger RNA from Moesziomyces aphidis, 4323 nucleotides. The record is from the annotation of a GenBank genome assembly. NCBI's taxonomy places the organism in Eukaryota, Fungi, Basidiomycota, Ustilaginomycetes, Ustilaginales, Ustilaginaceae.